AUGCCAUCUCACACUCAAACACCCGCCUCGUACGGCUCAUCCUCCAAGAAGCCCGUCUGCUACGCUGGCUCCACUGAAGUCACCCAACCCGAGUCUUCCGGCACGAGUGACAAUAUCAUCCUCGCUCUCUUCAAAGGUUUGAGCGGUGAGGAAUUCGGCCCUGUGUUUGUGGUGACAGCGCUCAAUUUCCUGGCAUUCUGGGCGGGUCUCAUUGAUAGUGGAAAGAUCGCUGUGCUGUUGAAAUUCUUUGUGGGUCUCAUUGAUGGUGGUGACGUAGGCAUCACUAUCCCAGGGGUGCUGCUGGAUUGUUUUGGGAAUUUCUCGACGGGUCAGAUUGUUGGUGCGUUGGUGCUCUGA
This is a messenger RNA of Letharia lupina, 357 nucleotides long. RefSeq lists its product as uncharacterized. The record is from RefSeq and is a predicted model, not a curated record. Lineage: Eukaryota; Fungi; Ascomycota; Lecanoromycetes; Lecanorales; Parmeliaceae. Bases 1 to 357 code for a protein of 118 amino acids. The transcript is spliced from 2 exons.